GAAGCACCAUGGCCCACGUUGUCCUUAUUCCUGGUCUGUCUUGCGGUCCUGUGGGAGCCGUCUGCACUCAGGCAGCUUUGUGGAAAUUGACAGCCAGCACUUUGCGUCACCUUUCCCUAACCAGCAUAAUGAAAUCCAAAAGGAAAACGGAUCACUUGGAGAGAACUGCAAGUGCCCUCCGACGGGAGGUCGUGGCUGCAGCUAAGGUGUGUGAAAUCGCCCACGAGUCUCCGUCAGUGAAGAGCCUUCGCUUGCUUGUUGCUGAUAAAGACUUUUCCUUUAAGGCUGGCCAGUGGGUUGAUUUCUUCAUCCCAGGAGUCUCAGUGGUCGGUGGCUUUUCAAUUUGCUCCAGUCCCCAGCUGCUAGAGCGAGAGAGAAUAAUAGAACUGGCAGUGAAAUAUACAAACCACCCUCCCGCUAUCUGGGUUCACAAUAAGUGCACACUUGACUCUGAAGUGGCUGUCAGAGUGGGUGGAGAGUUCUUCUUUGACCCGCAGCCCACAGAUGCCCCUCGAAACCUCGUGUUGAUUGCUGGAGGGGUUGGGAUCAACCCGCUGCUUUCCAUCCUGCGCCACUCAGCAGAUCUCCACCGGGACCAAGCAGACAAAGGAAGUAGCUGUGAGAUAGGGACAAUAAAACUGCUCUACAGUGCAAAGGACACCAGUGAACUCCUGUUUAAGAAAGACAUUCUCGACUUAGUGCAUGAAUUUCCUGAGAAGAUUGCUUGCAGUUUACAUGUAACAAAACAGACAACAGAAAUCAGUGCAGAACUUAAGCCUUAUGUCACAGAAGGAAGAAUUACAGAAGAGGAGAUAAGAGAUCACGUUUCAGCAGAGACUCUGUUCUAUAUCUGCGGCCCACCUCCAAUGACGGACUUUUUCUCUAAACAACUGGAAAAGAGCCACGUUCCCAAGGACCGCAUUUGCUUUGAGAAGUGGUGGUAGGGAACAGGCACAGAAGACCUGAGCGCCACUCAGGAGAGUGAGACUCUUUAAGUAUUUAGGCCAAGACUGAAGGAAAAUCAGAGACAGAUUGGCAUGGCAAACUUUCUGCACACUUCCUUGUUCAAGCUAAUUUUUACUAUAUUGAUUUUUCUUUCAUUAAUACCGAUUCAAUUGUCUUAUGGUAUUCCAUUGUUAUAGAGUUUCUGGCACCUAGGAAAAGAUCAUACCCAAUCCAAUUAUAAUUAAAAGAUUUAU
Acomys russatus (golden spiny mouse) is the source of this 1199-nucleotide messenger RNA. It is a transcript of the gene Oxnad1, whose product is annotated as oxidoreductase NAD binding domain containing 1. The transcript has 7 exons. The record is from RefSeq and is a predicted model, not a curated record. Gene Ontology annotation, cellular component: mitochondrion. The coding region runs from base 9 to 944 and encodes 311 amino acids. Gene Ontology annotation, molecular function: oxidoreductase activity. Lineage: Eukaryota; Metazoa; Chordata; Mammalia; Rodentia; Muridae.